Molecule: messenger RNA, 1023 nt
Organism: Hemibagrus wyckioides
Lineage: Eukaryota; Metazoa; Chordata; Actinopteri; Siluriformes; Bagridae
Gene: rhol
Product: rhodopsin, like
Exons: 1
Coding region: 1-1023 (340 amino acids)
Biological process (GO): phototransduction; G protein-coupled receptor signaling pathway; visual perception
Cellular component (GO): membrane; photoreceptor outer segment
Molecular function (GO): G protein-coupled receptor activity
Source: RefSeq, a predicted model, not a curated record
AUGAACGGCACAGAGGGCCCUGAUUUCUACAUCCCAGUGUCCAACACCACUGGACUAGUCAGAAGCCCUCAUGAGUAUCCGCAAUACUACCUGGCUGAGCCGUGGGUGUUCUCCUUCCUCACCAUCUACAUGUUUUUCCUUAUCCUCAUCGGUAUUCCCGUCAACUUGUUCACACUAUGCGUCACGGUCCUGCACAAGAAUCUGCGCACACCGGUCUACUACAUGCUGGUGAACAUGACAAUGGCUGACCUCAUCGUCAUCGUGGUCAGCUUUCCUUUCACCAUGCAUGCAGCCAUGCAUGGCUAUUUUGUCCACGGACAGGUAGGAUGCAACUUCGAAGGCUUCUUCACAGUCCAUGGUACCCAGAUCUCAUUGUGGUCCUUGGUGGUCCUGGCCGUGGAGAGGUUCAUGGUGUCCUGUAAACCCGACAUCGACAUUCGCUUCCGGCGGAAAUUUAUCGUUAAGGGCAUUAGCUUCACUUGGCUUAUGGCUUUCAGCUGCUCUUUGCCUCCUCUCUUUGAGUGGUCACGAUAUAUCCCAGAGGGAUUGCAGUGCUCAUGCGGCGUUGAUUACUACACCCUGAAGCCUGAUCUCUUCAACGAGUCCUUCAUCAACUACAUGUUCACAGUGCACCUCGUCAUCCCAUUGACCGUCAUCUCGCUGUGCUUUGGCCGACUGCUUUGCGUCGUAAAUAAUGACACCUUUAACAAAAACGAACGAGAUGCCAACUGCUUGACGGUCCUCUUGACUCUGGGGUUCUUCAUGUGCUGGCUGCCGUACGCUAGCUUUGGCUGGCACAUCUUCUCAAACCAAGGUAGUGCCUUCAGUCCCUUCGCCAUGACUUUGACCUCCUUCUUUGCCAAGAGUUCGGUGUUGUACAAUCCCCUCAUUUGCAUUUACAUGGACAAGCAGCUCCGUCAAUGCAUGGUCAUCACGCUAUGCCAAGGAAAAAACCCUUUUGCAGACAAGGUUGGAGCCUCUGCGUCCUCAUCUGUCUCGUCCGGCUCAGCGGCUCCGGCAUGA